Culicoides brevitarsis is the source of this 1621-nucleotide messenger RNA. RefSeq names its product SEC14-like protein 4. Gene Ontology annotation, cellular component: cytoplasm. The record is from RefSeq and is a predicted model, not a curated record. The coding region runs from base 305 to 1213 and encodes 302 amino acids. NCBI's taxonomy places the organism in Eukaryota, Metazoa, Arthropoda, Insecta, Diptera, Ceratopogonidae. The transcript is spliced from 9 exons.
ACAUCGUUUUCCGACCUAAAACCAAAAAUAUAAAUAAUCUCUCAGUUAGUUAAUAAUUGAAGAACUGCUUUUUUCGUGAAAUAUAUUAUUAAAAGCUAAUUCGGGACGAUGAAAAAUUCGUGUCUAUACCUCGAUUGUCUCACAAGAAAAUAAUGUUGUCAAUUUACUAUGAACUCUCCGCGGACAACGAAGACAAACAUACAUAGAAACACAUUUAACAAAAUACAAUUAUCAGUUGAGCUUCAUUAAGGAAUCGAUCGGCAAACGAGGAAAAAACAUCAAUUUAUAAAAAAAAGAAAGAAAAAUGAAGUCGCCUCCGUUAGAUUUGCAAGACGAUCAGAAGUUUGCACUCAUGAAGUUCAAAAGGAAUAUACGAGACGUACUGAAGCCCGAACAUGAUGAUAUCUAUUUAGUGCGAUGGUUAAAAGCACGAAAAUGGAAUCCCGAAGCAGCUGAAAAAAUGUUUCGUGAGUCCUUGAAAUGGCGCGAAACUCGUAAUAUUGAUAACAUUCAACAAUGGAAUUCGACUCACAAUCUCGACCCGUACUAUCCUUAUGGCUUUAUGGGAUUUACUGAACAAACAAAUUAUCCGUUUGUCAUCAUUCCGUUGAAAGAUCUGGAUGUUAAUGGGUUUUUACGAUGCUUGUCGAAAGGAGAUCUUGUGAGAGCUGUUAUCAAAUUGAUCGAAUAUCAUGUAAAUAUGGCACAUGAACACAGCAAAACCCAUGGAUAUAAUGCCACGCAGUUCAUUGUUCUCAUAGACAUGGAUGGCUUCUCUGUGAGACAAUAUUUGACAAAACAAGUUUUGGACAUAUCUGUUAUCUUAGCCAAAGUAUACGAAGCAAAUUAUCCAUGCAUGCUGAAAAAGGUUUUCAUCAUAAACGCUCCCGCCAUAUUUACCGUUGCAUUUAACGUGCUAAAGAAAUUUCUGAGUGCCGAGACAAUUGGAAGUGUCAAAAUUAUGAAUAGCGAUCGAAAGAAAUGGCAAGCGGCAAUUAUGGAGGUUAUUCCGAAAGAAAUUCUUCCGAAACAUUAUGGGGGUUUACGUGUUGAUGCGAAUGACGAUCCUCGAUGUGCUGCUAACAUUUGUUAUGGAGGCAAGAUUCCGUCGGAAUUCUAUAUGACGAAACAACCGAGUAUCGAUAGUCUAAGUGCGGAACUUGAAAAUCUUGAAACUGAAUUUAAUGCUGUGAUAUUGAAGGAAAAUGUGUAGAAAAACGUUUGAUGUUUGAUGCACACGAACAAAUGGAAUUGAAUUUCUUUACAUUUUAUCUUAGAUUUUUUUUAAAUGGUUAAUUUUUAAGUUUAGUAGUUAGAUACAAAUUGGGAAGUUAGAUUUUAUAUAUUUACAAAACAAGACUAAAUAUGGCCUAUGGUCGAAUCUCUUUCUUACUAUUCUUAAACACAAGAAAACUCUAAAGUUAACAAAAUGCCCUUAACUCAGUUAAAAAUGAAAACAGGCUAUCAAAAUAUAUGUAUGUAUAUUGGAAACCAAAAAGCUCAAGUAGAAAAAAAAAUUUAAUAUUACUUAGCAAAAUUGUUAUUUUUUGAAUAAUGAAAAUUUUUAAUGUGAUUUGAACCAUUUUCGAUUUCACACUCUUAAAAGUGUUAGCGAUAGGGU